This is a messenger RNA of Paralichthys olivaceus (Japanese flounder), 1991 nucleotides long. Its product is annotated as claudin-8-like. NCBI's taxonomy places the organism in Eukaryota, Metazoa, Chordata, Actinopteri, Pleuronectiformes, Paralichthyidae. Gene Ontology annotation, molecular function: structural molecule activity. Gene Ontology annotation, biological process: bicellular tight junction assembly; cell adhesion. The record is from RefSeq and is a predicted model, not a curated record. Gene Ontology annotation, cellular component: bicellular tight junction; plasma membrane.
CUGAGAUGUUGUACUAAAGCAUCAGGAGUUUAUGUUGACGUGAGCUUUCCUACUUUUGGACCCAGCUGGAUUCUCUCACGCUGCACAAUGCUUCAGGGUGUUACUGAGAUAGCCGCGAUGUGUGUCGGGCUGGUUGGGCUGAUCGGGGCAGCAGCUACUACAGGAAUGCCCAUGUGGAAGGUAACUGCUUUCAUUGGUGCGAACAUAAUUGUCAUGGAAACCCGCUGGGAGGGCCUGUGGAUGAACUGCUACCGACAAGCCAACAUCAGGAUGCAGUGCAAGGCGUACGACUCGUUGCUGUUCCUGCCCCCGGAGUUGCAGGCAGCCAGGGGACUGAUGUGCUGUUCUCUGGCCUUGUCGGGGCUUGGGCUCCUCGUGGCUCUGGCGGGAAUGCGGUGCAUUUCCUGUUUUCAGGGUAACGAUUGGGCUAGGACCAUAAUCCUGAUGGUCGCAGGUGUUAUGCAGCUCUUGGCAUGCUUUUGUGUCUUCAUCCCUGUGUCAUGGACGGGUCACGUCAUCAUUAGAGAUUUUUACAAUCCUUUGCUGAUUGACGCUCAGAGGAGGGAGCUGGGAGAGGCUCUGUACAUCGGUUGGGUGACUGGCGCCUUCCUUUUCGCCUCAGCACUGCUGUUUCUCUGCCGUCGUUUGCCCACGGACAAAGGAUCAUUUGACGUGUACCACCCAGCCAACUUGCUCAGCUACAAGCCAGCACCCGGAUACCCAUCUCUGAUGAGGUACAAUCCCGUCCCGAGUAUCUCAAGCCUCAAAUCGACUGCGUACCAUCCUUCUCUGCGGAGCAAUGGCUCAGCUGGGCAACAACUUGCAAUGCCACUGGAAACUGUCCUUCCAUUGACAAAUAACGGAGCAUUAAUCAACCCUCCUGUUGCCUAUAACCCAGGUCUGCCUGACCAUGCAUCAUUGUUAUAUCAUGGUAGCAUGGCUCACCAUUCCUCCAUGCAUAGUUCUAACAAUGUUGGAAGCAAUUAUACUCCGGCAAACUCCUUGUACAUGAGCCACAACACCACACCCUAUUCACUGACUUACAAUCCCACCGCAUCCUACCAGUCCAGCUUUCAUCCGGUUCCACACUCUCCUAUUUUCAUAGGAUAUAAAACAUCAAUAGUUCAUCCAGGGUCUCACAACGGGAGCAGUGGUGCUGGUGUAUACAUAUAAACAAAAUCAAGUGGGGGGUUUUGCUGAUUAAACUACAGACACAAAGCUUUUUAUACUUUUAUAUUCCAGCAUCAAAACUGCUGUACAUUAGCUGCAAGGUGAAGGUAAAUUAAAUUAAAUUAACUAACUGUCUAUAUAAGGAUUAUCUUAAUGAAGAUUAAAAUAAUGUUAAUUAAUAACCUCGUCAUUUUUAUUCUGUGACAAAUGUAAGGGAUAUGUGAUCAUGUUGAACAUAACCAUUCAAUGUUAAUGUCUUGCAUCUCUGUGACAAUCAUAAAUGUAAACAUUGUAUGUGAUUCCUCUCGGUGUGGUUUAUAUUUUACUAUCAAAGUGGACUCACCUCAUUUAUCUGUUUUACUUAAGUAUAUUGAGAGGGUGAGGUGUAGGCCAAGAAAAAAAAUCAUGAAUUAAUUCAUCAGAUUUGAUAAAGAGAGAGGGGAUGCAGGAUUUUAUUUUUAAUUUUCUUAAACAUAGCGAAGUUUUGGGGAAUUUCUCAAGAAAUAAUAGUGAUCAGGCUUAUGUAGAGUGCUAAUGUCUAUUAUAAUUAUCUCAUGUAUGUGGUGUUGAUGUUAAACUAGUGUACUGAACUAGGUUUGAAUACAUGUGAAGUACCCUUAGUAUCAAAAUCACUAAAUACUGCACGUGUUGCGAUUAAACAACUGUGGUGGCCUGAGUCAACCCUAGACACUGUAUAUAUCCACCACUAGAUGACACCAGAGAACGGGAUGAGUGUCCUGAGUUGGCUGAAACUCUAAUUGGAGAACUUCCAAUUCAGAGUAACAAACCAAAAACCUGAGGAUCUCAGAUAAUAUAUAAAA